Tribolium madens (black flour beetle) is the source of this 1260-nucleotide messenger RNA. Its product is annotated as neuronal pentraxin receptor-like. The coding region runs from base 146 to 1156 and encodes 336 amino acids. The transcript is spliced from 5 exons. NCBI's taxonomy places the organism in Eukaryota, Metazoa, Arthropoda, Insecta, Coleoptera, Tenebrionidae. The record is from RefSeq and is a predicted model, not a curated record.
CCACAUUUCUAAAAAGAAAAUUUACCACAUGCAGUAUAGCGAAGUAUUCAGCAUGGUUCGGUUGCGAUGCAAAGCGUUUGAGCUUAAGAUGUGCUUGAUUAGUUAAAAAAAAACUGUGUUGUGUGAUUUUUUAUUUCAAAUAAAAAUGGAAUUUGUAAAGCACACGCUACUUUUUUGUUGUUUCGCUCUUUGGGAGAUUGAGGCCGUGUUGAAUAAACGAAACGGCGUCCAAAGUUUCGUUCAAAAUUACAACGGACUUUAUGAUACCACCAUACAUAAGGUGUCUUUCACGCAAAAAGGCUACAUCCAGUUUUUAAGAUAUAUUAGUCACGUGCCACCCUUAAGCGACUAUACGUUUUGUAUCUGGGUCAGAAGCAACAACUUAACUUAUUCACAUCCCCUACUUUCAUAUUCAAAACAUGAAGAAGAGCGCUUAAUCCGUGUUUGGAUUUCCCCCCAUGGCACCGACAUAAACUUGGAAAUCCUGCAACACCCGAUAUUCAAAAUCCAUACACACUUCAUCGAGAACCAUUGGUACCACGUGUGCCAAUCUUGGUCAUCGUCGCACGCCUCGUGGUCCCUAUACCUGAAUGGAAAGUUAAAAUCGAGCGGUUUCGCGCCUCAGUUACGAGGCACCAAAAUCAAGGGCGGCGGCGAUAUCGUGGUGGGGCAAGAGUACACCGACUUCGAUAAGGGAUUGGACGAUGGGAUCGAAGGGGACGUUUUCGGGUUCAAUUUCGUCCUAUCGUCAACCUCGCACGCGUCACAUAGUGACUUCCCCUCUCGUGGCCAUUACGCCACCGGCGUGGAAGGGGUGCACACUGAAAUACCCUCGAUUUUGAGCUACUUUUCGGUUGAACCGAACCGGAAACCAAAACUUUUCGACUUUUUCGAAAGCAUGUGGUCGCUUUUUAAACCGGCGCCAGCGAUUAAGGUGCUUCCCAAAAAGGGACACUUUGGGGCGAGGGUCGCCAACGAUAUUGAGGAGUAUUCGCCCAAACCGACGGGGUUAAAGUUGGUAGAACUGAGCUAUCAUUGUGCUUUGGGAAAAGGGGCGCCGAUUAGUGGCAAAGACGUGCUGAUUAGUUGGACUAAAACACCAGUGAGAGUGUUCGGAGGGGCCAUUUUAAAAAAUAUAAAGCCAUUUUGCACGUGAUUGAGUAUUUAUUUAAGUGUGGUGAAAAUGCAGUAUUUAAAUGUAGGUUUAGUUUUGUUGUUGUUGUUUUUCGUUAAUAAAUAAAUGUAUUUUUGUAAAAAUUA